CUUCCUCAAAUCCAUUCUCUGCGCUGCCAGCUCAGGACACUGGUGAAGGAGCAGUGAGGAACCUGCAGAGUCACACAGUUGGGCUCUGCCUGCCCCCGCCCCCUGUAGCUGACCAAGCGAGCUGUGAGCCUGGAGCAGAUCCGUGGGCUGCAGACCCCAGCCCCAGUGCCUAUCCCCCUGCAGCCCUGCCACUCGAACUGUGACAUGGAGAGAGUGACCCUGGCCCUUCUCCUACUGGCAGGCCUGACUGCCUUGGAAGCCAAUGACCCAUUUGCCAAUGAAAACGAUCCCUUCUACUAUGACUGGAAAAACCUGCAGCUGAGCGGACUGAUCUGCGGAGGGCUCCUGGCCAUUGCUGGGAUCGUGACGGUUCUGAGUAGCAAAUGCAAAUGCAAGAGCAGCCAGAAGCAGCACAGUCUCGUACUUGAGAAAACCAUCCCACUCAUCACUCCAGGCUCUGCCACUACCUGCUGAGCACAAGACCGGCCUCCAGGGAUGGCCUGAAGCAUAACACUGGCCCCCAGCGCCUCCUCCCCUGGGAGGACUUAUCCUCAAGGAAGGACUUCUUUCCAAGGGCAGGCUGUUAGGCCCCUUUCCAAUCAGGAAGCUUUUUUUCCGAAUUAAACUCACCCCACCACCCCUUCCUCUGUAGUCUUGUGAUCCAUCGUCUUUGGGUCUGGGGGCGAGUAAUCCCUUGGAUUGCUGACUUUCCCUGAAGGCCCACUCCCAACAAGCUUCCCGAUCCCUGAGUCCCUGCCACCCAACUGUCUCCUAUGGCUCCCACUCCAGCAAGCCCCACAGAGACCCAUGAACCGUGAGACACUACAGUGUUAUAACAGAAGACCUUUCCAUUUCCACCACUUGCAUGGGGG
Rhinopithecus roxellana (golden snub-nosed monkey) is the source of this 872-nucleotide messenger RNA. RefSeq names its product FXYD domain containing ion transport regulator 4 (gene FXYD4). Gene Ontology annotation, molecular function: sodium channel regulator activity. The transcript has 9 exons. Gene Ontology annotation, cellular component: membrane. The record is from RefSeq and is a predicted model, not a curated record. Bases 205 to 474 code for a protein of 89 amino acids. Lineage: Eukaryota; Metazoa; Chordata; Mammalia; Primates; Cercopithecidae. Gene Ontology annotation, biological process: regulation of sodium ion transmembrane transporter activity; potassium ion transmembrane transport.